UUUCGAUAUUUCCUCGGCUCAAGUAAAACAUAAUAAAAAUUAAGCAUGUAAAGCAAAUACAACAGUGAAAAAGUCAUACAAAAAACAAUGAACAAGAAAGAUAUAGCAACAAACAAUAAUAUGAUAACCGAAGCAAAAGAGACAAUAGGUAAUACUACAUCCCGUCUCAAUUUGUAUGUUGUAGUUUGACUUGACAUAUAGUUUAAGAAAGAUUUAUAUUUAUGGUUUAAAAUAAGUAACGAAUGUUUGUGGGGUUAUAGAUCUUUUUUUGGGGGGUAAACAAAGGAAUUUUAUUGAUACCAAAGUGUGUCUUCUACAAAACCAGACAUGAGUUGAGCUCUUGCCUCUCAGAAUUGAAACAAAACCGAUCUAUAGCUAAACUUUCCUAUCUAUUACAUCUUCUACCUCUUGCUUCUCAGAAUUGAAACAAAAUCAAUCUAUAGCUAAACUUUCCUAUCUAUUACAUCUUCUAUUAUCAAAUACAAGUUCCUAAGGAAUAUUGUUCAGUCCAUUGUGUUUUUCUUUUGCCUACAAUGUAAACAUGCACUGCAAAUUCCUUGUACAACUUGUCAGCAUAGAAUUGGCCAGCUUGGAAUCUAAGGUGAUUUCUUUCUCUCCAAAUUAUAGCAACCUGCAUACUAAAUACACAGCUGAUGAUGGCACCCAUUUCUGACUUCUUUUUUGCCCAUUGGACCUUUUUUUCCCAGCCACCAAUGAUUCUUUGUAUCCUCGGUCAUUUCAAUAACCUUUGACACAUGUUCUUUGUCACUGUGCAACCAAAGUAUAGGUGGUCCAGUGUUUCUACUUGUGAAUCACAGAAAAUGCAUGAUUGGGAUACAUGAAUACCAAACUUCAGCAAUCUAUCCACUGUUGCAAGCCUUCUUUUAAUGGUCAGCCAUAAGAUGAACUUAUGCUAGGAAUGUAUGCUUUGUUGAAGUACAAUGCUCUUCCAUGCUACCUUUUGGUAUUGAGGCAUAGAGUUGAAGGGAUGGAAAGUUAUGGAAUGAAGCACAAAAUGAUCAAAAGGGGAGCAAGAAAGUACAAAUUAAGACCUGGAAUAGAAGGCCCUCAGUUACUGUGGUCGCGGUCUGUUGACCGCGAUCACAGUAGUCAAGCAGGGUCAAUACAUUGCGGUCGCAUUCAACUAUCGUGGUCGCAGAAGACGCGGGUGCAGCCAUGCUGGCGUGAUCCCGGCUUAGCGGAAGAGUUCAGCCCAGGGGUAAAAUUAGAAAUGAAUGUGGUUGAUCCCAAUUUUGGCCAAAAAGACCCAAACCCUUGAUUCUUGUAUCAUAUUCCAUCUUCCCUAAUUGUUGGUUUUGGUAGUUGAUAAGCCUCCAUUUUUGGAGAAAAAAAUAUUGUAUAAUUUUUGGGUGAAGAAUAUAUUGGAGAUUUUCUAAGUGGAAGAUUAUCUCACUUCCAUUGUUGAUUUGUAGA
Capsicum annuum is the source of this 1434-nucleotide messenger RNA. RefSeq lists its product as uncharacterized. The record is from RefSeq and is a predicted model, not a curated record. The transcript is spliced from 2 exons. The coding region runs from base 911 to 1279 and encodes 122 amino acids. NCBI's taxonomy places the organism in Eukaryota, Viridiplantae, Streptophyta, Magnoliopsida, Solanales, Solanaceae.